AUGGCAAAUCGAACCACCGUGACAGAGUUUUUCCUCCUGGGUUUUUCCAGUGGCCCGAAGACACGCUUAGUUCUCUUUGGGAUUUUCUUGGUUGUCUACAGCAUCACCUUAACAGGCAACGUGAUCAUCCUGAUGCUCAUUUUGCUGGAUUCUCAACUCCACACCCCCAUGUACUUCUUCUUAAGCCACCUUUCCUUUGUGGACAUCUGGUACACAAGUAGCACGGUCCCUCAGUUGUUAACCAACCUCUGGACCCCAAAGAAGACCAUCUCAUUUGCUGGUUGUGGUGCUGAGAUCUACCUUUUCCAUGGUCUGGCCAUUACUGAGUGCGUCCUCCUGGCAGUCAUGGCCUACGAUCGCUUUGUAGCCAUAUGCUACCCUCUGCGCUACACCCUCAUUAUGAACCAGAGAGUCUGCAUCAAGUUGGCUGCAGCAGCUUGGCUCUGCGGCUUCCUCCUUGCAAUGGUGCAUGCAAUCCAUACCCUCCGAAUGCCUUAUUGUGGUCCAAAUAUCAUUAACCACUUUUAUUGUGACAUGCUGGCUGUGCUGAAACUUGUUUGUGCUGACACCCACCUCAAUGAAAUCAUUGUGUUUGUGAUUGCUGUCCUCAUUCUUGUGUGUCCCUUCUCCUUUAUACUGAUCUCAUACAUCCACAUUCUGAUAGCCAUCUUGAAGAUUCGCUCUGCCCAGGGCAGGCGCAAAGCUUUCUCCACGUGUGCCUCCCACGUGACUGUGGUGGCACUGUUUUAUGGAAGUGCUAUGUUCAUGUACAUG
This is a messenger RNA of Python bivittatus (Burmese python), 774 nucleotides long. Lineage: Eukaryota; Metazoa; Chordata; Lepidosauria; Squamata; Pythonidae. The record is from RefSeq and is a predicted model, not a curated record.